Molecule: messenger RNA, 674 nt
Organism: Notechis scutatus (mainland tiger snake)
Lineage: Eukaryota; Metazoa; Chordata; Lepidosauria; Squamata; Elapidae
Source: RefSeq, a predicted model, not a curated record
CUUUGGUUCUGUGUUCCCCUCCAGCCAUGGAGGGGUUUGCCCACCAGGAUUCCUGGCGACAACGCGUUUGCUCCGGCCGGCGGGUCAUCUUCAUCCUGAUGGGACUUCUGGCUCUGGUUACCCUCUCCCUUGUCGUCUUGGGCUUCGUGGGGCGCAAAUACUCCGCAACUUUGUGGAUGAUGCAAGAAGAUGUGAAAACCAGCAAUCACACCCUGGCCAUGGAAUUAGAGGCUUUGGAAAAAAAGGACACCAAGCAUUUCCAAAUGAUCAAUUUGGUCGACCGCGCCGUAAAACACCUCACUGAAGAAGUCACGGACGUGAAGUCCCAUUUCCUGGACCAGAUCAAGAAACUUCAAGGGAGUUUCCAGAAACUGAACUGUGAUUUGGAAGACAUAAAACACAAGCGGACAGGGCCGGGGAGCGCAUGCUGCCCCAAAGGCUGGCACGCCUUCGCGCAGAGCUGCUACUGGCUCUCCUCCCAGGAGAGGCCCUGGACCGAAGCCAAAGAGGACUGCGAAGAGAAGAAUGCCCACCUGGUGAUCAUCACCAGCUACUUAGAAUCGCAAUUUGUGUUACGGGUCACCAAACCCCAUGACGCUUGGAUUGGCCUGAAGUACAACGGGCAGGUGUGGAAGUGGGUGGACGAGACCCCCUACACGGUGCGAAGGAUGUGA